This is a messenger RNA of Thlaspi arvense, 1066 nucleotides long. The record is from the annotation of a GenBank genome assembly. Lineage: Eukaryota; Viridiplantae; Streptophyta; Magnoliopsida; Brassicales; Brassicaceae.
GCCAUAACUUAACCAACUAAAUAUAAACGUCUUAACAAAACUGACCCGCCUAAAUAAUAGUACUAAAUUCCAUAACUCGAAAUAUAUUACCUUAUUACAAACGCCAUUAUUCCUAAAUCCUUUUCACUUCAUUCCUUUUUCAGAAAACUUUAUCAUGAAGGAGGGUCGGCGUCUUCCUCAGACAGGCGAUAGCCUCCAGUUCUUGAAAACCAGGACGGCGUACGCUAUCUUCAUAGUGCUAUCCUACGCUUUUGGUUACUUCUCCGCUUGCUACUCUCGUCAACCGCCACCGCUCACGACGGCGCUGAGGACAGUCCGAACGAUAAACCCUCACGAUUGCUCAAUCGACAACUUCCGAGUAACGACUCACUGCGGCGAUCUAGUUCCGCCUGAAUUAAUCCGCCGAACGGUUAUCGACCGGAUUUUCAACGGAACUUCUCCAUACACCGAUUUCCCGCCACCACACGCAGGAAAAUUCCUCCGGCCAAAACGAAUCAAGGGAUGGGGAUCGCAGGGGCUUGUCUUCGAGAAUCUAAUCCGCCGAUUCAAACCUAGGACGAUCGUCGAAAUCGGGAGUUUCCUCGGCGCGUCGGCGAUUCAUAUGGCGAAUCUCACGCGCCGCCUCGGGCUCGAGGAGACUCAGAUACUCUGCCUCGACGACUUCCGUGGCUGGCCCGGUUUUCGAGACCGGGUUAAGGACGUGGCUUUGGUAAACGGCGACGUUUUGCUUCUGUACCAGUUUAUGCAAAACGUGAUCAGCUCUGAUUUUUCCGGUUCGAUUUUGCCGGUUCCAUUCUCGACCGGUUCGGGUUUGGAGAAGCUGUGUGAGUGGGGAGUGACGGCAGAUCUGGUGGAGGUAGACGCGGGUCACGAUUUCAAUUCGGCUUGGGCAGAUAUAAACCGGGCGGUUCGGAUACUCCGACCCGGCGGAGUUUUAUUCGGUCACGAUUAUUUCACGGCGGCGGAUAAUAGAGGAGUGAGAAGAGCCGUGAACUUGUUCGCAAAGAUCAACCGGUUAAAAGUCAAAACCGAUGGUCAACAUUGGGUAAUUGAUUCGCCAGAAGGU